AUGAAGGACCAGUCGGUCAGCUCAUACUAUGAUGAGAAACGAAGACUGGGCGAGUCGGCUGGGCUCAGGGCCAAUCACGUUGUGUCCGGUCUGACCGAUGGUCUCCUCCCGGAGUUGGAACUGGCGCUUGCCGAACUUCGGAUUGAAUCUCCCACCGAAUGGCUCGCCUCAGUUAAGAGAGUGGAGAUCGCUAUGACCAGACAAAGGCAAAGGACCGCCUUCAAAUACCAGCAACCACGAAGAACCGACGAUGGGAAGUACAUGCAAACCCGUCAGCAGGACGACCUUCCGAAGACUGAGUAUAAAGGAUUCACAAUUUCAUGCAUCAGUGAAGACAUCUACAGGAGGCUCCAGCUACAACUCAUCAAUAAUUCAGUCAUCACAAUUCGACAAGUUACCUCAUCAACGCAAACCUUGGGUCGCGUCUCCAUUAGCCUGAAAAUUGGAGAAACAACGAAGAAGGUGAAAGUUCAUGUUCUGCGAGGAAUGAAGGCGGAACUUCUGCUUGGCCUUGAUUAUGCCUCCGAUCACAACCUUGCCCUUGAUCUCUCAACCCUGCAGCUCACAACGCUACCCUGCACUAUCCCUUCACAACCGAUGCCGGCACCAUCACCACCGGGUGUACACGGCCAGAAUUAUCCAGACCGUGAUUCACUGACGCCGACACAACAACGGGCACUGGAUAAAUUACUGGAGAAAUAUAGUUCAAUUUUCUCGACAUCCCAGACUGAUAUUGGAUCCAUCACGACGGAGCAACAUUCAAUCACACUGCUGAACAACGUGCCAAUUCACAGACCACCGUAUAGAGCAUCCCAGGCGGACAGAGCCGAAAUCGACAAGCAAGGGGAAUCCCUCCUCGGUCAAGGGUUCAUUCGUCCGUCUCUGUCUCCAUACGGAUCCCCAUUAGUAGUGGCAGAGAAAAAGGGCGAAGGCAGGACACGGAUGUGCAUUGACUAUAGGAGGCUAAACGCUAUAACUGCAGCCAAUCAUCAACCCAUACCGCGUAUUGACGACGUACUAGACUCCCUAGGCCCAUCACGCUACUUCAGUGCACUUGACAUCACAUCGGGGUAUUGGCAUGUGCCCACGAACCGACAUGACAUUUCUAAGACCGCAUUCGUCACUCCUACCGGGCACUACGAAUGGCUUGUCAUGCCUUUUGGCCUUAAGAACGCCCCUGCUACAUUCCAGCGAGCUGUCAAGGCCAUUAUUGCAAAGCACAACCUUCGGAAUGUCGUCAAUUAUUUCGACGACAUAGUCGUGCACGUACCUACUUUCGAAGCGCACCUGACGUACAUGAUGGCCAGCUCGGAGCACUGCAAGCUGAAAAUGUCAAAUUGA
This is a messenger RNA of Ornithodoros turicata, 1341 nucleotides long. RefSeq lists its product as uncharacterized. The record is from RefSeq and is a predicted model, not a curated record. Bases 1 to 1341 code for a protein of 446 amino acids. The transcript is spliced from 2 exons. NCBI's taxonomy places the organism in Eukaryota, Metazoa, Arthropoda, Arachnida, Ixodida, Argasidae.